CCGUCAUACGUGACGUUUCUAUCCCUUCGAACACAGGGAGUAAACGAAAUAAAUAAAAUACAAAAAAUUAUUAAAGUUCCUAUUUAUUGCAUUUAGUAGCUGCUAUGCAGCUGAGUGAGUUUGGGAUACCCGGACAGUCCUGCGGCCGCCAUGCCAGGGGUAAAAUAUGAGCAGCUGUCAACCAAAGCCGAAGUGGAAGAAGAUGUAACGACUGCUAAACCUAAGAAGAAAUGGUCUGAAGUCUGGUGCCAGAAGGGCCUGCUGUCCUUAGGGCUAAUUCUUCUGUACUUCUCCCUUUCGAUCGGACUGACUUUCUACCAGAGAUGGCUAUUAAAGGACUUCCGCUACCCGCUAACGGUAGUGAUGUACCACCUGAUAGUGAAAUGGUGUCUCUCGGUGUGUGUCCGCUGCGCGCGCCACUUCGUCACAGGCUCCAGCCAGCUCGUGCUGCCUUUCAUGACGUGCGUGCGCUCCGUGGCGCCCACAGGUCUCGCGAGCGGCAUAGACGUGGGCUUCUCUAACUGGGGACUGGAGCUGGUCACCAUCUCGUUGUACACCAUGACGAAGUCUACCACCAUCAUAUUCAUACUCGGCUUCGCGAUCUUACUCGGUCUGGAGAGGAAGUCAUGGUCCCUAGUCGGCAUAGUGUUCAUGAUCGCCGCCGGUCUGAUCAUGUUCACAUACAAAGCCACCGCCUUCAAUCUACUCGGCUUCAACUUCCUGUUGGUGGCUUCGUUCGCUGGCGGUCUUAGAUGGACCUUCGCUCAGUUACUGAUGCAGAGGGCGAGACUAGGGUUGCAUAACCCAGUGGAUAUGGUUUUCCACGUGCAGCCCUGGAUGUUCCUGUCUUUGAUGCCCUUCGCGUUACUUUUCGAAGGCAUAUCCUGUUUCGAGUACCUCUUCUCGCUGCCGCAAGGGGCGCUAGUGCCGACGCUAAUAAAGGUGUCCGGGGGCGCCACCAUCGCGUUUCUCAUGGAGAUCUCUGAGUUCCUCGUAGUCACUUAUACUUCGAGCCUGACGCUGUCCAUAGCGGGUAUAUUUAAGGAGAUGUGCAUUCUAGUCUUGGCAGUGGAAGUGAGUGGCGAUCGUCUGAGCCCUAUCAACGUAGCCGGCCUUGGCGUGUGUCUACUGGGCAUCAUCGGUCACAUAGUACAUAAGGUCCUCUUCAUAAAAUCCGUAACCGGCGCCGUGCCCCUCGACGACGACUUCGAACCCCCCACGCGCUCUCGAACCCCCAAGGGUGGCGGGGAACCCCUCCUCGAGGCUAAGUGGACGCACCCGAGCGACGACAGCGACGUCGACGCUAACCUCGUGCUGUUCGAGGUACUACAGAGGAGAGACGGUAGAUAGGAGGAACUCUAGUUUGGCAAGCCAUUUGUGUCACUAGAAAAGUCCGAUAUAAUUUGAAUAUUACGCCUUCUACUGACAAAGCUAGGUAUGUAAAUGUGUUAUAUGUGCUGAUCGAAGUGCUGCAGAGAAGGAACUAUAGUCUGGCGAGCCAUUUGUGUCACUAAAAAAUUAUGUAUAUUGAAUGCGUCUUCUAGUGACACACUGUGACUGUGUUAUAUAGAUUACUAGCUUUUGCCCGCGGCUUCGCUCGCGUUAGAAAGAGGCAAAAAGUAGCCUAUGUCACUCUCCAUCCCUUCAACUAUCUUCACUUAAAAUAUCACGUCAAUUCGUCGCUCCGUUUAGCCGUGAAAGAUGGACAAACAAACAGACACACACACUUUUCCCGUUUAUAAUAUUAGUAUGGAUUUGCUGCAGAGGAGAGACGGGAGAUUGGAGCGAAAUUAUAGUCUGGCAAGUCAUUUCCAUCACUUGAAAAUAUCGACAAAUUAAAAAAAAAAACCGGCCAAGAGCGUGUCGGGCCACGCUCAGUGUAGGGUUCCGUAGUUUCCGUAUUUUUCUCAAAAACUACUGAACCUAUCAAGUUCAAAACAAU
This is a messenger RNA of Leguminivora glycinivorella, 1942 nucleotides long. RefSeq names its product solute carrier family 35 member C2. Gene Ontology annotation, molecular function: antiporter activity. The transcript is spliced from 7 exons. Gene Ontology annotation, biological process: UDP-glucose transmembrane transport. Gene Ontology annotation, cellular component: endoplasmic reticulum-Golgi intermediate compartment; cis-Golgi network; Golgi apparatus. Bases 151 to 1350 code for a protein of 399 amino acids. Lineage: Eukaryota; Metazoa; Arthropoda; Insecta; Lepidoptera; Tortricidae. The record is from RefSeq and is a predicted model, not a curated record.